Molecule: messenger RNA, 1824 nt
Organism: Callorhinus ursinus (northern fur seal)
Lineage: Eukaryota; Metazoa; Chordata; Mammalia; Carnivora; Otariidae
Source: RefSeq, a predicted model, not a curated record
CUCCACCCCAGGGCCUGGGGAGGAGGAAUCCUCAGGCGUUCCUAUUUGUCAGGGUGCUUAUAGCAAUGGGUAACAAAGUUUCAACUCAAGCCAGCUGAAGAAGUCAAGUCUUUGGCUCACUGGUCCAGAAACCUCUGGAAUCAGGUCCGGCUGGAGCUGACCAGUUAGAGUCUGACCAGGGUGCUGGUCAUGUCUCUGGGAUUUUCUCCAUGGCUAGAUGGGAGGGCUGGUGACAGCCCCGCAGUGUCUCCUGGAGCCAGGAAGGCUGGUAGUCCCACAAGCUGCAGCUGAAGCUCGCUCGCUCCUGGAAGAGCUGCCAUGUUCGGACCCAUGUCCUCCUCUCCACCACCCCCACGGAGGAGGAACUCAGUGUAACAGGAGCCGGAAUGGCACAGGAAUUGAGCGGCCAUGGCCUACCACAGCUUCCUGGUGGAACCCAUCAGCUGCCACGCCUGGAACAAGGACCGCACCCCCUUCUCUCCUGCAGAGAUUGCCAUCUGCCCCAACAACCACGAGGUGCACAUCUAUGAGAAGAGCGGGACCAAGUGGGUCAAGGUGCAUGAGCUCAAGGAGCACAAUGGGCAGGUGACAGGCAUCGAUUGGGCCCCCGAGAGUAACCGAAUCGUGACCUGUGGCACAGACCGCAAUGCCUACGUGUGGACGCUCAAGGGCCGCACGUGGAAACCCACCCUCGUCAUCCUGAGGAUCAACCGGGCUGCUCGCUGUGUGCGCUGGGCCCCCCAGGAGAACAAGUUCGCUGUGGGUAGUGGCUCCCGUGUCAUCUCCAUCUGCUAUUUUGAGCAGGAAAAUGACUGGUGGGUGUGCAAGCACAUCAAGAAGCCCAUUCGUUCCACUGUCCUCAGCCUGGACUGGCACCCCAACAACGUGCUCCUGGCCGCAGGCUCCUGUGACUUCAAGUGCAGGAUCUUCUCGGCCUACAUCAAGGAGGUGGAGGAGCGGCCAGCACCCACCCCAUGGGGCUCCAAGAUGCCCUUCGGGGAGCUGAUGUUUGAGUCUAGCAGUAGCUGUGGCUGGGUGCACGGCGUCUGCUUUUCGGCCAGUGGCAGCCGUAUGGCCUGGGUCAGCCAUGACAGCACCGUGUGCCUGGCUGAUGCCGACAAGAAAAUGGCGUGCGCGACUCUGGCCUCUGAAACGCUGCCACUGCUGGCCCUGACCUUCAUCACCGACAACAGUCUGGUGGCAGCGGGCCACGACUGUUUCCCGGUGCUGUUUACCUAUGAUGGCACCACAGGGACGCUGAGCUUCGGCGGGCGGCUGGAUGUGCCCAAGCAGAGCUCGCAGCGCGGCCUGACGGCCCGAGAGCGCUUCCAGAACCUGGACAAGAAGGCGAGCUCGGAGGGCAGUGUGGCCUCGGGCGCUGGCCUGGACUCGCUGCAUAAGAACAGUGUGAGCCAGAUCUCGGUGCUCAGCGGGGGGAAGGCCAAGUGCUCCCAGUUCUGCACCACAGGAAUGGAUGGCGGCAUGAGCAUCUGGGACGUGAAGAGCUUGGAAUCAGCCUUGAAGGACCUCAAGAUCAAAUGACCCAUGAGGCAUAGGUGUCCCUCAUCCCAACUGCUGGGGGAGGGGGUCAGGGAGGCUAAGGAUUGCUUUGCUGAAUGUCUGUAGGGUAGCAGUCUGGGUCCCCCGGGGACUGCUCCAGCCGGGGGGGUGGGGGGGAGGGGAAGCUUUUCUGACCUACUGAAGGAACAGGUGCCUUUUUCUUACAAAGAGCUGCUUUCAUUUGUUAAAAACAAAAAUGUUCUCAAAGCACUGUGCUGGUCAUGAGCUGCAACAACGUGGGUGUAAUAAAAAAGCAAUCUUAGA